This is a messenger RNA of Cantharellus anzutake, 300 nucleotides long. RefSeq lists its product as uncharacterized. Bases 1 to 300 code for a protein of 99 amino acids. Lineage: Eukaryota; Fungi; Basidiomycota; Agaricomycetes; Cantharellales; Hydnaceae. Gene Ontology annotation, cellular component: mitochondrial inner membrane peptidase complex. The transcript is spliced from 3 exons. The record is from RefSeq and is a predicted model, not a curated record.
AUGUCGUCCAAGCUCACGGCGAAGGAAAGGGGCCGGUGUGUAUUGGCGGAAAUAUUGCAAUAUGAGUGCAGCCUAGAGAAUAAGAAAUCCGCCCUGGUCUGCUAUCCCAUACCUCGAGUCUUCCGCAUGUGUCCUGGGGAACCAGCGGUCGAAAUGAGUUCAUUUUUGAGUCUAGAUAACCAAACAGGAAGUGUGGUCAUUCCGGAGCAUGUGGAUAAAAUCAUACCAAAAGCUAGACCUUGGAGAGAUAUUCGGAAAUUGCGAGGUGAAUAUCGUGAUUCCCCGGUGAGUCAACAAUGA